UAGAAAGGUCCACCUACACACGCAAAGAAGCCUUGUAGUUUGGUCAAACUCUGUUUGUGGUGAAAAGGUCUUGCCACUAACCCUUGUUCUUGUUUAUUGAAGCAUAAGAGGAAUAGUGUUUGUUCAAUGGCGUAUGUCGAUCAUGCUUUCUCGAUAUCCGACGAGGAUAUAAUGAUGGAGGGUUCUCAUGCCGACAACAAUCGUGGACCCAUCAAAGAGAUCGCUCUUGCUGUUGCCCUUCUUGUAUUUGGUACCCUUGCUAUUUUUCUAGGUAUUUUCAUGGCAAUCAAUAAGGUCGGCGGCGAUACAGCUCAUGGGCUUUUUUUCGCUAUACUUGGUGGAGUUCUCUUUAUACCAGGGUUCUACUAUACACGGAUUGCAUACUAUGCUUACAAGGGUUAUAAAGGUUUCUCUUUUUCCAAUAUACCUCCCGUCUAGAGCUCCAUACAUUGUACAGCUACCUCAUUUACUCUCUUUCCUCCACCUAGAUAAGCUUGUAAUCAAAAUGAAAAAAAAAAUAGUGUUGCCUGGGAUAUUGAACCAUUACUUGCUAAACUAUGUACUCUUUAACUCAGUAUGGACGAUGUAAUAAUACGAGUGCUUGUUAGUUUUUUGCUGUUUUUCAAUACAACCAUAACUUUUUCUUCCAA
Molecule: messenger RNA, 650 nt
Organism: Solanum dulcamara
Lineage: Eukaryota; Viridiplantae; Streptophyta; Magnoliopsida; Solanales; Solanaceae
Exons: 2
Coding region: 127-438 (103 amino acids)
Cellular component (GO): endomembrane system
Source: RefSeq, a predicted model, not a curated record